UAAAUUUUGUUCCAUUUCUUUUCUAUUUCCUUUAUUUUCGUUUACCUACUGGUUUUUUGGGACAAUUGAAAUUUGGAGGUAAUUGGGAAAAAAAGAGUACAAGUUUAGUAGUAUCUAUGAAAUUUACAUUUCAAAACCCAAAACCCGAGCCUGCCGCUCUCACGGCAUCAACCCAAGCUGCGGACCCAUAUUUUCAAGUUGGAAGUAGAAGAACACCAUGAUGAACAGGAAGCUGCGGAAAACAACUCUUGUUCUAUUUCAUCUUCAUCAAACGGGUAACCUUUAUUCACUUCAUGUAAAAGACCAUCCCUUCUGUUUUUGUUUGUUGUCUUCUUUUAGUAGCAUAGCCAGAGGCAGCACCACACAAAAAUUUACGAAAGAUGCCAAGGGAAAUGGAAAAAAGUAUGAGUUUCAUAAUAUUAUUGAUGCCCUUUCUUUGUUUAAUCGGAUGGCUCAUUCUUCUCCCAGGCCUUGUAUUGUGGAAUUCAAUAAAUUGUUAGGGGCAAUUGUGGGAGUGAAACAUUAUGACAUUGUUGUUUCUCUUUGCAAACAAAUGGAAUUAUUAGGAAUAGCCCAUGAUGCUUAUACUCUCAACAUUUUGAUGAAUUGUUUUUGUCAUUUGCGUCGUGUGGAUUUUGGGUUUUCAGUUUUGGGGAAAAUGUUGAAGCUUGGUUAUAAGCCUCAUUUAGUUACUUUCUCUACUUUGAUCAAAGGGUUUUGCAUGGAAGGUAAAGUUGCUCGAGCUGCUAGAUUGUUUAAUGAGAUGGUUCUGACAGGGUAUCAACCUGAUUUGCAUAUUUAUACGAUAAUAAUAAAUGGACUUUGUAAAAUAGGUGAUAGUGGUGGUGCUCUUAAAAUUUUGAGAGAGAUGGAUGAAAGAGGUUUCCGGCCUGAUAUUGUAGCUUAUAGUGCUGUUAUUGAUAGCCUUUGUAAGAAUAAGUUCAUAUCCGAGGCAUUGGACCUUGUUUCGGAAAUGAGGGGUAAAGGCAUUCAACCAGAUAUUGUCACUUACAGUUCAUUAAUUCAAGUGAUGUCUAGUUCAGGCCAGUGGAAUGAGGUGAAAAGAUUAUUCAGUGAAAUGGAGAGUAAGAAUUUGAAACCAAAUGCUGUGACUUUUAAUAUAUUGGUUGAUGGACUUUGUAAAGAAGGGAAGAUUUCUGAAGCUCUAGGUGUAGUUGAAAUGAUGGCAAAUAGAGGUCUUCAGCCUAAUGUUAUUACAUAUAGUGAAUUGAUAAAUGGAUAUCGAUUGCGGAAUGAAAUGGAUGAGGCAAGAAAGGUUUUUGAUUCAAUGGUUACCCAUGGAUGUGAACCUAAUGUAUUUAGUUGCAACAUCAUGAUAAAUGGAUACUGCAAAACUAAUAGGAUAGAUGAAGCUCUAAAACUCUUUCAUGAAAUGACCGAAAAAGGACCAGUUCCUGACACUGCUACAUACACCACUCUUAUGGGUGGCAUGUUCCAAGUAGGGAGGCUUUUGGAUGCACAAGAACUCUUUGAGGAUAUGCGUUCCUGUGGUCAAGUUCCAAAUUCAACAACUUACUCAGUUUUGCUAGAUGGCUUAUGCAAACAUGGUAAAAUUGAUGUGGCAUUGGAACUAUUUCAGGCAAUGCAAAACAAUGAGCUGGAACCGUAUAUUAUCCACUACAAUAUCCUACUUGAUGGCAUGAUUGAGGCUGGGCGUCUUGAAGCUGCUAGGGAACUAAUUGCUCACAUCUUUGUCACUGGUUUAAGGCCUAGUCUCCCAACAUAUAACAUAAUGAUCAAGGGACUUUGCAAUGAAGGACUACCUGAAAAAGCAUAUGACCUUUUCAGGAAGAUGGAAGAAGAUGGUUAUUUUCCAAAUAACAUCUCUUACAAUAUUACAAUUCGGGGUUUUCUUCAAAGCAAUGAUCUGUCAAGAGCUAUGAAAAUUCUUCAUGAAAUGGUGGAAGAAACAGGUUUAUCUACUAAGACAGUGGAAAAAAGUUUGGCACUGCUGUGAAGAUAAGAGGAUAUUCUUCGGAAUUAUUACAGAUCAUGGAAGAAAGUGGUCUUCUUAAACAAACUGCUUUUGAAGAGGUGACUUGUCAAUUCCAUUUGAAGUUCUAACAAACUGGAGCUGCAUAAAAAAGGCGGUUUUUGAUUUGCAACUCGCCAAAGGUCCUGAGUUUUAUACUGGAUUAAUUUUUGAAGCUGCUUUCAAAGCACUUAGUUCAGGUAAAUAUUUCUUUCUACCAGCGAAUUACUUACUAUAUUGUUUUGCAUGUAUAUCUUUUGUGGGCAUAUGACGAAUUCCUGUGUUUGAUUAUCUAUGUUAGGAGGUUUUCAA
Messenger RNA from Durio zibethinus, 2305 nucleotides. The record is from RefSeq and is a predicted model, not a curated record. Lineage: Eukaryota; Viridiplantae; Streptophyta; Magnoliopsida; Malvales; Malvaceae.